This is a messenger RNA of Salvelinus namaycush (lake trout), 1369 nucleotides long. RefSeq lists its product as uncharacterized. The transcript is spliced from 8 exons. The record is from RefSeq and is a predicted model, not a curated record. Gene Ontology annotation, biological process: T cell activation; positive regulation of ERK1 and ERK2 cascade; interleukin-15-mediated signaling pathway. Gene Ontology annotation, molecular function: MHC class II protein binding; protein tyrosine kinase binding. NCBI's taxonomy places the organism in Eukaryota, Metazoa, Chordata, Actinopteri, Salmoniformes, Salmonidae. Gene Ontology annotation, cellular component: membrane raft; external side of plasma membrane. Bases 1 to 999 code for a protein of 332 amino acids.
AUGUCCAAUAUGAAGACCCUGUCCUGGUUUGUGUUUGCCCUGUGUAUUCUCCAUGUGGUGGGUGAGGUGAUCUACAAGAGAAUUGGUCUGCCUGUCAAUAUUGAUUGUGGAGUCAAGACGUCUAACAAGGAUGUAGAGUGGAAACAUAAAGCUGUGGGGGAAAGUGAAUCUGUGUUGAUCAUGGGCAUUACAUGGAACAAUGGCAAGCAGCGGAAAGGAAAGGCUCCCAUGGUUGAAAGGGCGAAAAUUAGAUCGGGCAAGCUGGAAAUCUCUGCUCUACAGGGGGGUGACGCCGGACUUUACAUCUGUAUGGUGGACGGGAAAAAGAUGGAUCACAGACUCGACAUUGUCACAGUCAAUGUCCACCCCACCAAUGUCCUCAUCCAAGGCACCAAUGCUAUCCUCGAGUGCCAGGUGACAGGAGUGGAUCCCUUGCCCAGUGUGGAGUGGCUUAGGCCAGGUGGAAUGGCGGCAGGGGCCCCUGUACGACCUGGCUUUGGGAAUGUCUCUUUCAGCUCUGUGGCCCUGUCAGACACAGGAGAAUGGACAUGUCAGAUUACUCAGAAUGAGAAGACACACAAAGAGACUCAGACCAUCCACGUGAAAAGUUUGUUGACUGCUAAGCCCCUCUUGCCGGUGGAGGGCCAAGAUGAUGGGCAGGGGCACAGUGUACCUAACUCGGAUGUAAACACAGUGACAACUUGCUAUCACUGUACCAAAGGCAGCCAGCAGCCCGUUGAGGGGGUGUCCAUGCUGGGCUUAAGCCUGUGGGUGUGGGUGGCAGUGGGAGCAGGAUGCCUGAUCGUGGUCUUACUCCUGGUGACCAUUGUUCUCCUGCAUCGCAGGAACAAAAUAAUGAAGAGAAGAGACCGGAAGGUGAAGAACACCAGAGUGCCCCUGAGGUCCAACGACCACUGCCAGUGUAACCGCACACUAGUGGGUCCACCUCAGAGGACACAGAGAGAGAAGCCUUUGGCUGUACCACGGAAACAGCGCUGAUGGAGCGGAGUAUUAUGGGCUGGAACAGGCUUGAUCGACGACACAGGGUGGAUGGGAAAAUGAUAGAGAGAGAGAGAAAAGUAGUCUUGUACAGUUAGAGAGAUCCAAAGGGAGAGAGAGAGGGGGGGUGAGAUAAUGUAAAUGGCCUUAUGUCUGUUUCAAAAAUAUGAAUGAUGAAAUUAUAUAAACUGAAAAUCACGUGUUGAAGAAAGAAACAAGCAAUGUUAUUCUUACCUAGGUUAUUGAAUGUCAUCUGACGUCUUUCCAGCAUUGUCAGCAUUGCCAUCCUCUACUGCAUUGCAUCUUUGUACUUAGAUAAUAUUCAAUGAUUAUUCAUUUUCACACAAAGCCUCAGACUUUGUGUACGGUU